UUUGUCGUCCCAAAUCCCGGUUGGUAAUCGAUUCUCUGGUGAAAUUUUUUUGGGGAUAAAAUCGGAGUUUUAUUAGGGUUUUAUUAAUUUCUUAAUGGGAUCCUCUUCCUCCAAAUAUCUUCCGAGUUAUUCGGUUGGUACUUCUGGGCAACGAAUUCCUGACUCAAACUGUGAUUGGGGCUCGAAAUGCAUUUGUCCCAACAACGAGCACUCGUAUUCUGGCGAGUAUCUGAAUAAUUUGAGGUUGGCCCAGAAGGAGAACACGAGUACCCGAAAUUAUCUCAAAGCUUGGUUUGAGAAAAUGGAAGUGGAGCCUGGUGAAGAGGUGGAGUCCAAAUACGACGAUCGAGUCCCCACACCAGCAGAUCUGAGAUUCUUUGGAGGAGACGAAUCUGAUGAGGAACCCAAUCACUCUGAUUCAUUCGACCUAUACUAUGUGGGUGAGUGUGAGAACACAACUGCUGGUCCAGAGGUUUCUGAUGGGCAAUGUUCGGUUUCGUCCCCAAACGUGAAGGAAGAUGAAAUAAAAAAAAGCCACCUAAGGGUGUUGAUGAUGCUUAGAGAUAAGUGUGUCUUCUAUAAACCCUCUUUUAAUUAUAUUUGGAUUGCUGGUUAGCUGUGGAGACAUAAGGUGGAGUAGCUAACAACUGUGAUCUGUUGUUGGCAAGGGGUGUUGUUGUUUUGUUGAUGAUGUGAUAGGGUUUGGAGUGUA
Spinacia oleracea (spinach) is the source of this 712-nucleotide messenger RNA. RefSeq lists its product as uncharacterized. NCBI's taxonomy places the organism in Eukaryota, Viridiplantae, Streptophyta, Magnoliopsida, Caryophyllales, Amaranthaceae. The record is from RefSeq and is a predicted model, not a curated record. Bases 95 to 616 code for a protein of 173 amino acids. The transcript is spliced from 2 exons.